AUCCAAGUCCAACGAUCAACUACUCCACCUCCCGCUACAAGCCUUCAGCGCCCAAAUCGAGUGCCUACCUUUAUCUCUCACCUUUCGCAAAUCGCAGCCGGCCGCCGCUGUAGUAGCAAACAUCUCCUUCGUCUUCCCUACGCGUCCACCCGAAAAAGAAAAAAAAAAGAACAGGAGAAUUAUCCCCACUUCCAGAGUCCAAACCUCCCCGUCCAUGGCGACGGCGAGCUCGAUCCGGCCGCCACGCGCGGCGCUAGUCCUCCUCCUGCUCGCGCUGUCCUUCUCCCUCACCCUCGCCGCCCACUUCGAGGGCUUUGGCUCCGACGACCUCCACUCCGCCCACGCCGACGCGGCCUCGGCAGACGACGAAGACGACGAGGGGCUCGACGUCGAGCUCCCGCCGCCGCCGCGCAUCUCCCUCUCCACUUCAACUCCUUCCCCUCCCGUCACCACCACCACCACCACCACCUCCGCUCCAAACCCUAACCCCGAUCCCAACCCGACGCUGACCCCGCCGAACCCCACCCCGACGCUCGAUCUCUGGGACGAGGACGAGUUCGAGGGCAUCCCUGUCCCGGAAGCGGCCUCCUCCGACGAAUCCUCCACGCCGGCGGAAGCCGCCCCGUCAGAUCCCGCGGCCGAUGCCGCGGCCGAGGCGGCGCCAGCCCCGCCCCGGCGGCCCGCGGAGCUGCUCCGCGCGUACACCGUCGAGAUCGCGUGCGUCAGCUUCCUGAUCUGCUUCCUGCUCAACUACUUCACCGGGAAGCGGCAGAACGAGGCGAUCGCGCUCGCCUGGGCCACCAGGUUCGCCACCAGGGACUCCAUCUUCGACAAGAACUUCAGCCUCCUCGGCACCGGCGACGGCAAGGACACGCCGCUCCUGAUGAAGGAAGGGCAGGACGUGUUCAAGUUCUACGCGAGCGGGAGGCGGUACUGCCAGGGGAUGCUCGCCACCAUGGAGAUGCGCGCGCGGCACGACCUGCUGUCCAAGCUGGUGGAGCUGGUGUUCCCCAGGAAGGACACCAUCACGUUCGAGGUGGUGAUGAACGAGGAAGCCAUGGACCACGUCAUGUUGGCCGUGGCGAGGAAGAAGGCGGCCAAGACGAUGCAGAAGGAGGAGAGGGAUCUGCAGAAAUUUGCCGGGGUUCUGACCUCGGCACCCGCCGGGAGGAGAUGGGUUGCGGAUGAGCUUGCGGUAGUGGCCGAGUCAAAGGAGGUUGCUGGGGAUAUGAUUACUGAAGCCGUGCUGGACCAGGUCCUUGGUGACAAAGCUUUUGAGAAAUUUGGGAAAUGGUUCAUCUCACUUCAUUUUUCAGAUCAACUGGCAGGCUCUUACAAGAAAGUCCUUUCUUUCAAGUUUGUACUGCCAGAUGCAAGCAACAUGGCUGAGAUGACAAGAUUAGUUGCUCUCGUGCCAUACUACAUUGAUUUGGUGGGGCGUUACAAGCUCAGCAACCAUGCUCGUUCCAAAACUGAAGCUGCAAGAACAAAAGCUUCCCAGGAGGCUUUCAGGGAGCAACAGGGUCUAAGGCAGGAAGCCCUUCAAAGGAAGAAGGCUGAGAAGAAAAAACUUAUGGAAGAGGCAGAGGCCAAAUUGAGCGCCGAGGCACUCCGCAAGAAAGAGGAAAAAGAAAGGGCUCGUCAGAUGAAGAAGUCCAUGCCCAAAGUUAAAAUGCUCCGUUCCUAGUAACAUCAAAGAUAUAUCACAGCACUGGCUUUAGCUAUUCAGUUGCUGAUUAGCUUAUUGUUGCCUGCCAGACUCUUUUAUGUUCUUCUGGGCCAUCAACUUUUCUUUGCCAUGGGGGGAUACAAGCGAAAGGAAAUAGGUGAAGAUAAUCUUUUGCUGUUGUUUCAGCUUGUCGCUUGUUGGGGGAUUAAUUUGAAACGCUGUUUUCCUUGUAUUAAUAUACGCAGGCUGGAAUGGCGUCAAGUUUGAUUUGCCCCCACGAUCGUUCAUUUUAGUUCAUCUGAAUGUUGUUAUGCAGCAGCUCGUUUGUAAGAGAACUCCAUGACUUGCUGUGUAAUGCGUUUAUAGAUACGCUGCCAGAAACUCAAGACUAGAUCACAUAAUUUGAGUUGAUUUAUGAGUAAAUCUCAUCUAUGCAUGUCUUCUACUGGUUGAAGCAGUAAUAACUGUUGGGAUUGUCGUA
Molecule: messenger RNA, 2150 nt
Organism: Oryza sativa Japonica Group (Japanese rice)
Lineage: Eukaryota; Viridiplantae; Streptophyta; Magnoliopsida; Poales; Poaceae
Biological process (GO): endoplasmic reticulum calcium ion homeostasis
Cellular component (GO): endoplasmic reticulum
Molecular function (GO): calcium ion binding
Source: RefSeq, a predicted model, not a curated record